Molecule: messenger RNA, 1008 nt
Organism: Chlamydomonas reinhardtii
Lineage: Eukaryota; Viridiplantae; Chlorophyta; Chlorophyceae; Chlamydomonadales; Chlamydomonadaceae
Exons: 6
Coding region: 76-498 (140 amino acids)
Cellular component (GO): cytoplasm
Source: RefSeq, a predicted model, not a curated record
AGCAUCACAUAUCAUACAUCAUCUGCUUGAUCAGCGCAAAGACCUGCGAGCAUCAAAUCAUAACUUGAGGCAAAGAUGGCGUUCAUGCCCCAGUCCAUUCAGGAUGUGCAAAAGGCGGUCGAGAACAUGAUUGAGGACCUCCAAAAGACGGUCCUGAUGCCGAAGCAGAAGGAGGCAUUCCUAUGCUGCGCCAAGUGCUGCGACUCGGCCGGGGGUGCUCGGGACCUGGAGGCGUGCGUGCAGCGCUGCUCGCAACCCACCGCGGAGAGCCAAAAGGUCAUCCAGCAAGCGCUUGGAGACUUCCAGGAGCGCUUCCAGCGGGCGGCCAUGCGGUGUCAGGAUGAGGUCAAGGACCAGUUCGGCUUCGACCCGUCCCAGUCGGACCAGAUGCGCGCGCAGGAGAAGUUCAACAGCUGCAUGGAGCUGUCGGGCAAGGAGUUUCUGAGCAAGGUGCCCAAGCUCAAAGCCGACAUGCUGGCGGCGCUGCGCCGGCGCUAGAGGGCAGGAGGGGAUAAGCCCAAGCCGGCGCUGGAGGGGAGGAGGGAUAAGCCCAAGCCGGCGCUGGAGGGGAGCGAGGGUUGCAUGGUCCCAUCAUCAGAAAGCCGGAUGGAAGGCGGCGAGCUGGGUGCAUGCCUGGGAGACGUGGGUAGCCUGCAUGGGGAGGCGGCGAAGCAAGGCAGGAGCGUGAACGAGCGGAGCGGGGGCAGCACAUGGUGGGCGUGCUUGGAAGUAAGUGAGCGGAUUUUACGUCGUUGGAAGGGUCCGGGCGCGCUGGGGCUGGAGCACGACGAAGGGCCGCCCGGCCAGGGCGGCAAAGGGAUGUUCUUUCAUUUCAUGGACGGAGUUAUAGUGCUGACUGCCUGUUGGUCUGGACUGAUGCACGAUUCGCGUGAGAUCUAGGGCAGGAUGACGGUUGCAAGGUACUCGCCUGCACGUCGGACUGCAUCGGGUGAAAAAAACUUGGGUCUCUAACACCAUUGGCGGCAUACAAUGUAAGAAUGGACUGCU